AUGUCGAAGACUCACGUUUUGCUGGUCGGCGCAGCGGGUGAAACCGGAGGUUCCAUCGCGAAUGGCCUCUUGGACGAUGGCCGAUUUGAGGUGGUUGCUCUUGUCCGUCCCAGCUCGGCCCAGAAACCCGCCAUCACACGAUUGCAGGAACGUGGCAUCCAGAUCCGGAAAUGCGACCUGAAGGCUCCUGAGGAGCAUCUGAUCGAAGCCCUGUCGGAGAUUGACGUGGUCAUUAGUUGUGUUGGCCCCGCCGAGCAGCAAGACCAGAUCCCGCUGGCCAAAGCUGCCAAAAAGACCGGGGUCAAGCGAUUUGUUCCAUGUGGUUUCAUCACCGUGACGCCCCCGGGCGGCAUCAUGUGGCUGCGCGACGAGAAAGAGGUCGUCUACAACCAAAUUCGCCAGCUGUGGCUUCCCUACACUCUCGUCGAUGUCGGCUGGUGGUUCCAGCUGUCAUACCCGCGUCUUCCCUCUGGUCGAGUGGACUACGCCAUGACAUCUGGAAACGACGAGAUCAUCGGCGAUGGAAACAUGCCCACGGCCCUGACUGACCUGCGGGAUAUCGGUCGCUACAUGGCCCGAAUCAUCUCCGACCCCCGGACCCUGAACAAGAAGGUGUUGGCCUACAACCUGGUGUCAACCCAGAACAAGAUCUACGAUCUCAUGGAGGAGCUGAGCGAGGAAAAGAUCUUCCGAAACUACGUCCCCGAAGAGACGAUUUGCAGCCGAGUAGUGGCGGCCCGACAGGCCAGUGAGACAUAUCCGUUCGACCCGAUUAAGUUCAUCCCGCGGUAUCUGGCCGAAUAUCAACUCUCGUGGGGAAUCCGAGGCGACAAUAACCCGGAGUAUGCCAAGUACCUGGGCUACCACACCACGCAUGACCUUUAUCCCGACUUCCAACCCACCGACUUCCGCGAGUAUCUGGAGUCGGUCAUUCGCGGCACGGCCAAGGGUGUGUACCAGGACCGCGUGAUUUCGCGCAAGCACCAACGACACUUCCCGCGGACUGAGUCCAGCGAUUCGCUGUACACGCGCAUAUUCCCGCGGACCGAGUCGAGCGACUCUCUCAUGUCGAGAUGA
Molecule: messenger RNA, 1077 nt
Organism: Penicillium alfredii
Lineage: Eukaryota; Fungi; Ascomycota; Eurotiomycetes; Eurotiales; Aspergillaceae
Product: aromatic alcohol reductase
Exons: 4
Coding region: 1-1077 (358 amino acids)
Molecular function (GO): oxidoreductase activity
Source: RefSeq, a predicted model, not a curated record